Messenger RNA from Trichoderma reesei QM6a, 1893 nucleotides. RefSeq names its product glycoside hydrolase family 7 (gene cel7a). The record is from RefSeq and is a predicted model, not a curated record. Lineage: Eukaryota; Fungi; Ascomycota; Sordariomycetes; Hypocreales; Hypocreaceae. Gene Ontology annotation, biological process: carbohydrate metabolic process. Gene Ontology annotation, molecular function: cellulose binding; hydrolase activity, hydrolyzing O-glycosyl compounds. The coding region runs from base 79 to 1623 and encodes 514 amino acids. The transcript has 3 exons. Gene Ontology annotation, cellular component: extracellular region.
CAACUCAGAUCCUCCAGGAGACUUGUACACCAUCUUUUGAGGCACAGAAACCCAAUAGUCAACCGCGGACUGCGCAUCAUGUAUCGGAAGUUGGCCGUCAUCUCGGCCUUCUUGGCCACAGCUCGUGCUCAGUCGGCCUGCACUCUCCAAUCGGAGACUCACCCGCCUCUGACAUGGCAGAAAUGCUCGUCUGGUGGCACGUGCACUCAACAGACAGGCUCCGUGGUCAUCGACGCCAACUGGCGCUGGACUCACGCUACGAACAGCAGCACGAACUGCUACGAUGGCAACACUUGGAGCUCGACCCUAUGUCCUGACAACGAGACCUGCGCGAAGAACUGCUGUCUGGACGGUGCCGCCUACGCGUCCACGUACGGAGUUACCACGAGCGGUAACAGCCUCUCCAUUGGCUUUGUCACCCAGUCUGCGCAGAAGAACGUUGGCGCUCGCCUUUACCUUAUGGCGAGCGACACGACCUACCAGGAAUUCACCCUGCUUGGCAACGAGUUCUCUUUCGAUGUUGAUGUUUCGCAGCUGCCGUGCGGCUUGAACGGAGCUCUCUACUUCGUGUCCAUGGACGCGGAUGGUGGCGUGAGCAAGUAUCCCACCAACACCGCUGGCGCCAAGUACGGCACGGGGUACUGUGACAGCCAGUGUCCCCGCGAUCUGAAGUUCAUCAAUGGCCAGGCCAACGUUGAGGGCUGGGAGCCGUCAUCCAACAACGCGAACACGGGCAUUGGAGGACACGGAAGCUGCUGCUCUGAGAUGGAUAUCUGGGAGGCCAACUCCAUCUCCGAGGCUCUUACCCCCCACCCUUGCACGACUGUCGGCCAGGAGAUCUGCGAGGGUGAUGGGUGCGGCGGAACUUACUCCGAUAACAGAUAUGGCGGCACUUGCGAUCCCGAUGGCUGCGACUGGAACCCAUACCGCCUGGGCAACACCAGCUUCUACGGCCCUGGCUCAAGCUUUACCCUCGAUACCACCAAGAAAUUGACCGUUGUCACCCAGUUCGAGACGUCGGGUGCCAUCAACCGAUACUAUGUCCAGAAUGGCGUCACUUUCCAGCAGCCCAACGCCGAGCUUGGUAGUUACUCUGGCAACGAGCUCAACGAUGAUUACUGCACAGCUGAGGAGGCAGAAUUCGGCGGAUCCUCUUUCUCAGACAAGGGCGGCCUGACUCAGUUCAAGAAGGCUACCUCUGGCGGCAUGGUUCUGGUCAUGAGUCUGUGGGAUGAUUACUACGCCAACAUGCUGUGGCUGGACUCCACCUACCCGACAAACGAGACCUCCUCCACACCCGGUGCCGUGCGCGGAAGCUGCUCCACCAGCUCCGGUGUCCCUGCUCAGGUCGAAUCUCAGUCUCCCAACGCCAAGGUCACCUUCUCCAACAUCAAGUUCGGACCCAUUGGCAGCACCGGCAACCCUAGCGGCGGCAACCCUCCCGGCGGAAACCCGCCUGGCACCACCACCACCCGCCGCCCAGCCACUACCACUGGAAGCUCUCCCGGACCUACCCAGUCUCACUACGGCCAGUGCGGCGGUAUUGGCUACAGCGGCCCCACGGUCUGCGCCAGCGGCACAACUUGCCAGGUCCUGAACCCUUACUACUCUCAGUGCCUGUAAAGCUCCGUGGCGAAAGCCUGACGCACCGGUAGAUUCUUGGUGAGCCCGUAUCAUGACGGCGGCGGGAGCUACAUGGCCCCGGGUGAUUUAUUUUUUUUGUAUCUACUUCUGACCCUUUUCAAAUAUACGGUCAACUCAUCUUUCACUGGAGAUGCGGCCUGCUUGGUAUUGCGAUGUUGUCAGCUUGGCAAAUUGUGGCUUUCGAAAACACAAAACGAUUCCUUAGUAGCCAUGCAUUUUAAGAUAACGGAAUAGAAGAAAGAGGAAAUU